Messenger RNA from Orycteropus afer afer, 1696 nucleotides. It is a transcript of the gene HMGCS1, whose product is annotated as 3-hydroxy-3-methylglutaryl-CoA synthase 1. The record is from RefSeq and is a predicted model, not a curated record. Gene Ontology annotation, biological process: acetyl-CoA metabolic process. Gene Ontology annotation, molecular function: hydroxymethylglutaryl-CoA synthase activity. Gene Ontology annotation, cellular component: cytosol. NCBI's taxonomy places the organism in Eukaryota, Metazoa, Chordata, Mammalia, Tubulidentata, Orycteropodidae.
CCUGAAGGAGAAAACAGAGUGACAGACCUGGAGACUGCAGUUCUUUGUCCCUCACACAGCUCUUUCACCAUGCCUGGGUCACUUCCUUUGAAUGCAGAAGCCUGCUGGCCAAAAGACGUGGGAAUUGUUGCCCUUGAGAUCUAUUUUCCUUCUCAAUACGUUGAUCAGGCAGAGUUGGAGAAAUAUGAUGGUGUAGAUGCUGGAAAGUAUACCAUUGGCUUGGGCCAGGCCAAGAUGGGCUUCUGCACGGAUAGAGAAGAUAUCAACUCUCUCUGUAUGACUGUGGUUCAGAAUCUUAUGGAGAGAAAUAGUCUUUCCUAUGAUUGCAUUGGACGACUAGAAGUGGGAACAGAGACAAUCAUCGACAAAUCAAAGUCAGUGAAGACUAAUUUGAUGCAGCUGUUUGAGGAGUCUGGGAAUACAGAUAUAGAAGGAAUAGAUACAACUAAUGCAUGCUAUGGAGGCACAGCUGCUGUCUUCAAUGCUGUUAACUGGAUUGAGUCCAGCUCCUGGGAUGGACGGUAUGCCCUGGUAGUUGCAGGAGAUAUUGCUGUAUAUGCCACAGGAAAUGCUAGACCAACAGGUGGAGUCGGAGCCGUUGCUCUGCUAAUUGGGCCAAAUGCACCUUUAAUUUUUGACCGAGGGCUUCGUGGGACCCACAUGCAGCAUGCCUAUGACUUUUAUAAGCCUGAUAUGCUCUCUGAGUAUCCCAUAGUGGAUGGAAAACUCUCUAUCCAGUGUUACCUCAGUGCAUUAGACCGCUGCUAUUCUGUCUACCGCAAAAAGAUCCGUGCCCAGUGGCAGAAGGAGGGAAAUGAUAAAGAUUUUACUUUGAAUGAUUUUGGCUUCGUAAUCUUCCAUUCACCAUAUUGUAAACUGGUUCAGAAAUCUCUAGCUCGGAUGUUGCUGAAUGACUUUCUUAAUGACCAGAACAGAGAUAAAAAUAGCAUCUAUAGUGGCCUGGAAGCCUUUGGCGAUGUUAAAUUAGAAGAUACCUACUUUGACAGAGAUGUGGAAAAGGCAUUUAUGAAGGCUAGUUCUGAACUCUUUAAUCAGAAAACAAAGGCAUCUUUGCUUGUAUCAAAUCAAAAUGGAAAUAUGUACACUUCUUCAGUAUAUGGUUCCCUUGCUUCUGUUCUAGCACAGUACUCACCUCAGCAGUUGGCAGGGAAGAGAAUUGGCGUCUUCUCUUAUGGUUCUGGUUUGGCUGCUACCUUGUACUCCCUUAAAGUUACACAAGAUGCGACACCAGGGUCUGCUCUUGAUAAAAUAACAGCAAGUUUAUGUGACCUUAAAUCAAGGCUUGACUCAAGAACUUGUGUGGCACCAGAUGUCUUUGCUGAGAAUAUGAAGCUCAGAGAGGACACUCAUCACUUGGUCAACUAUAUUCCCCAAUGUUCAAUUGACUCACUCUUUGAAGGAACAUGGUACCUGGUUAGAGUGGAUGAAAUGUACAGAAGAACUUAUGCUCGGCGCCCCUCUCCAAAUGAUGACACUUUGGAGGAAGGGGUGGGACUUGUGCAUUCAAGCACAACAACUGAGCAUAUUCCAAGUCCAGCUAAGAAAGUGCCAAGACUCCCUGCCACAGCAACAGAGCCAGAAGCAGCUGUCAUUAGUAAUGGGGAGCAUUAAGAGACUUCUGUGAGGUUCAAGACUUUAGUGUGGGUCGGGGUGGGUAGGGUAUGGGAACGGUUGG